CAGAACAACUGCCUGAAAGCAAAGACACGCAGAAACAUGGAGGCGAACACGGAGCGAACGUUUGCUGACUUUGCUGGAUCCUAGAAAAUGAAAAGUUCCGAAAAUUUCGAGGAACUUCUAAAAGCUCUCGGCGUAAAUGUCUUUCUGAGGAAGAUUGCAGUUGCAGCAGCUUCCAAACCAUCUGUUGAGAUUACACAGCAGGGGGAAAGUCUCUCCAUUCAGACCUCCACUAGUGUGCGGACCACUCAUGUGUCCUUCACGGUGGGCGAGUCCUUCAACGAGGCUACGGUGGAUGGACGCCUUUGCACAAGUUUUCCAAAAUGGGAGACCGACCGUAAAAUCACUUGUGAGCAGACGCUGCAGAAGGGGGAGGGGCCUGAGACAUCAUGGACACGUGAACUGACCAAUGAUGGCCAGAUGAUUCUCACCAUGAGAGCCGGAGAGUCGUCUGCACCCGUGUGUAUGAACGAGACUGAAGGAUCCUAAGAUUUCAGUUCAUUCUAUUCCAUUCCAUCUCAACCGUGUCCACAAUGUGCUAAAAUUCUAGUUUAUCAUUGAACAAAUAGCCUGUUCCUUCCACUUUUUGUAUGUU
Molecule: messenger RNA, 592 nt
Organism: Sinocyclocheilus anshuiensis
Lineage: Eukaryota; Metazoa; Chordata; Actinopteri; Cypriniformes; Cyprinidae
Product: cellular retinoic acid-binding protein 2-like
Exons: 4
Coding region: 88-486 (132 amino acids)
Molecular function (GO): lipid binding
Source: RefSeq, a predicted model, not a curated record